GGUCAACAAAGCCAAAUGAAUGCUCCUCCACAGAAAUUUGAUGAUCUCAAACUCUGUCAUUCAUCUGUCCCUUCUCCCUCGGCUCACGUUCCUCCGCCUUUUUUCCAAUGUCGCCCUCUGCCGCCGUCUUCUCUGUUUACCCGUCAUCGGGCAUCGAAACCCUCAGAACAACUAGGAUCACAGACAGACACAUGCCACCACCACCACCAUCAUCAUCAUCUUCAUUUUCUCCUUUCCUUGGUAUCACUCUCAAACGAGCCUCGCUUCGGUCAAUCAAUCACGGUAGUAACAUGCCACGACGCACCACCCUCCUCAUGGAAUGGCAGGACUGCACGGUUAAAAUGGAAAUCGAUGUACCAAUUUCGGUAGCCUAUAAUUGCUAUUUGGAUAGGGAAGCGAUCCCUCGUUGGAUGCCCUUCAUUUCAUCUGUCAAGAUAUUAGAAGAGAAGCCUGAGUUAUCACGGUGGUCUCUAAAGUAUAGCGCAUUUGGGCGUGAUCUUGAAUUCUCUUGGCUUGCUCGUAAUAUGCAGCCAAUCCCAAAUCAAAAAAUCCACUGGAGAUCUUUAGAAGGUCUGCCCAACAGAGGAGCUGUACGAUUUUUUCCCAAAGGUUCUUCAUCAUGCUUAGUUGAACUAACUGUUUCAUAUGAAGUACCUCAAUUAUUGGCCCCUGUGGCAUCUGCGCUACAACCUUUCCUUAAGAAUUUGCUGGGAAACGGCUUGGAAAGGUUUGCAAAUUUUGCAAGGACAUACCAGCAUGAGUCUUGAUAAAACACAACACAACACAUUCAUCAUAUUAUCUUUUUUUCCGGGUAAAAUCUGAAGAAGCUGUGUAAAUUCAUUCUGUCAUGGUGAUGGUGAUGAUAUGUUUAGACUUUAGAUAGAUACUUUUCCUUAAAAGGAAAUAUUAUAAAAACAAUCAUUUUUCGGCUCACCCAUUUAUUUACAGUGGACUCCAUGUAUGUAUGUAUGUAUUAAAAACACAACGAAUAUUCUCCCUCCCUCUGCUUGUUUUGUUGACUUGGCAUCACACCCGACAGGUUUAUUUUGAAGCUGAAACACAUACUGCUAUUACCAUCAUAUGGGUUAUUUACAUGUCCCAUUUAUGGUUUCUUUUUUUAUUUUGAUUUAGGUUUAGGUUUGGUUGUUUUGUUGGGUUUGUUGAAGAUUCAUAUUAAAAGAAGGUGGUUUCCCUGAUAUAAAUUCUUAUACAUAUACGGAUUUUGGGACGAAGAUAGAACAUGAUUUUAUAUGCUCAUAUAUCCAAAUACAAACACAAACCCAAAUUGUUAGUUUGAAGAAGAUUGUAUAGGGUUUUGGACUUUUGGGUCUUAGGCUUCCGAUCCAAACACAAACACAUUCAAAAUUGUCACAUUUUGUAUUUGCUGUAUAUGAUCC
Lactuca saligna is the source of this 1397-nucleotide messenger RNA. The record is from the annotation of a GenBank genome assembly. Lineage: Eukaryota; Viridiplantae; Streptophyta; Magnoliopsida; Asterales; Asteraceae.